UUCUACCCAGGUGUUAGGAUUUCUCUCUAAUCGGGUAGCACAAUAUAAAAGACCCUUGUGAGUACUGGAGGGCAACAAACAUCUUCUGGAACUGUGGCUCCUGCUUGCAAGUGAAAACAAUCCAAUCUCCUCAACUUGUUUCAGUAAUGUCUGGACGUGGAAAGAAGGUUGCUGCCGUGAAGGCCAAGACCUCUGUUUCCAGGUCUGCCCGUGCUGGUCUGCAGUUCCCUGUUGGUCGCGUGGCUCGCUUGCUGCGCAAAGGCAACUAUGCUCCCCGUAUUGGAAGUGGCGCAGCGGUGUACCUGACUGCAGUGAUCGAGUAUCUCUGUGCUGAGAUUUUGGAGUUGGCUGGCAACGCUAGCAGGGACAACAGGAAGAAGAGGAUUGGCCCUCGUCACGUUCAGCUUGCCGUGAGAAAUGAUGAGGAGCUCAACAAACUGCUUGGAGAGGUGACCAUCUCUGAGGGCGGCGUUCUUCCAAACAUCCACGCUCAGCUGCUGCCCAAGAAGACCCAGAGGGCAGAAGAGUCCAGCAAAGAUGUCAAUUCGCAGGAAUUUUAAAGACUCAUAAUGCAACUAAAUGGGUUUUAAACAUUUUCAUCUCUAUGUAUUGAAAUGCAGUGCAUCACUUUAUUCACAUUUUCAAAUAAAUGACUUUUUUUUUAACUUCAGU
This is a messenger RNA of Engraulis encrasicolus (European anchovy), 672 nucleotides long. Its product is annotated as histone H2A, sperm-like. The record is from RefSeq and is a predicted model, not a curated record. Lineage: Eukaryota; Metazoa; Chordata; Actinopteri; Clupeiformes; Engraulidae. Gene Ontology annotation, cellular component: nucleosome; chromatin. The transcript has 2 exons. The coding region runs from base 147 to 560 and encodes 137 amino acids. Gene Ontology annotation, biological process: heterochromatin formation. Gene Ontology annotation, molecular function: protein heterodimerization activity; DNA binding; structural constituent of chromatin.